Messenger RNA from Lactuca virosa, 501 nucleotides. The record is from the annotation of a GenBank genome assembly. NCBI's taxonomy places the organism in Eukaryota, Viridiplantae, Streptophyta, Magnoliopsida, Asterales, Asteraceae.
AUGCUAUUGGUCUUCAUCAAGAUGGACCCAUCAAAAGGAUUAUGUAUUGGAAUCUAUGUCAAGACUUGUAGCUCCUGGUGGACUAUUGGUGCUAGAGGAAAAAGAAGAGAAGAUAGCCCCAAGAACUUUGCUUGGAACUAUACAUACAUUGGGAAGGGGUCAAGAGGUGAUGUAACCAUAUUGCCCACACUUGUGGUUAAUAAUGGACAAUACCGAGGUAAGUUAGAAAACGGUGUUGUUUUGAAGGCCAUUUGCUCUGGUUUUGAAGAAAAAACUGAGCCUGCUGCUUGUCUUAGUGAUGGUGUGGAAACAAACGAGUGCUUGGAGAAUAAUGGUGGUUGCUGGCAUGAUAAAUCCGCCAAUGUCACUGCAUGCAAGGAUACAUUUCGUGGGAGAGUUUGUGAGUGUCCUUUGGUUGAUGGAGUACAAUUCAAAGGAGAUGGGUAUACCUCAUGUGUAGAGUGUAAAAAGCUUGCAGAUGUUCACUUUUCCCUCAUUUGA